Messenger RNA from Cercospora beticola, 5720 nucleotides. RefSeq lists its product as uncharacterized. NCBI's taxonomy places the organism in Eukaryota, Fungi, Ascomycota, Dothideomycetes, Mycosphaerellales, Mycosphaerellaceae. Gene Ontology annotation, molecular function: zinc ion binding. Gene Ontology annotation, cellular component: endoplasmic reticulum membrane. The record is from RefSeq and is a predicted model, not a curated record.
CGAUACCACCAUCUGUGACUACUUUCUUCCGACAGCGCUGCGUUUGCGCCCUAUCUUACCACGACCACAAUCGACCACGUCACUCGUCAAACGAACCGAACAGGACAUCACCACCGCUGCAGCCAGCGACCGGACAUUCGAUGAUCGACUAGACGCCUUACUGCAGCCUGCGGGCCACUUCCUCACCCUCCUCCACCAUGGACGACCCCGUAGACUUCCCGGGCAGCCAUGCCAAUCCUUCCGACGAUGCGCCCGAUAUCAUGAACGAUCCUACAUUCAAUCCCGCCCCUCCGCAGCGACGAGACACUGCAUCUUCGAUCAGGACGGGCACUGAUGGCGGCCAGGCCGGAGAGACGUGUCGCAUAUGCAGAAGCGAGGCUGCUCCCGGAGAACCUCUGUUCUACCCUUGCAAGUGCAGCGGCAGUAUCAAGUUCGUCCAUCAGGAGUGUCUCAUGGAAUGGCUCAGUCACUCGCACAAGAAGCACUGCGAAUUGUGCAAGACUCCUUUCCGUUUUACCAAACUCUACGAUGCCGGCAUGCCAAAGACACUACCUUGGUCCGUCUUCCUGAAAAGAGCAUGCAUACAUGUCGCGACCAUGAUUGUCAACGGCUUGCGCGCCAUCCUGGUUAUGAGUGUCUGGCUCGUCGUCCUACCUUUGCUAAUCCGCACCGCGUGGAGAUGGAUUUUUUGGUUUGCAGACGCCGGAUGGGCACGUGAGGACUACAUACGGAGCAUGCAGGCGGCAGAUGUUGCCUCGCAAGCACAGUCCCAAGGGUCAGAAUUGAUCAACGAUGUGUCUGCCGGAAUUCAAAACGCCCUGUACGAUGCCUAUGACAAGUGGUUCGGUACGGUGGACUGGAAGAAUACCCAGAACAGUGCGAGCGCUGCUGCGACCACUGCUCUGGAUGCAGUAAACCAGACUGCCGCGUCUAACAUUUAUAAUGCGACCUUGUAUCACUCGCACGCCGACGUAUCCAUCCUUUCGUCAUGGACCUACUUAUCUGAGCUUACUUCCAGUACCAAGGCUAAUCGCCUCAUCCUUGACGUUUUCGAGGGUCAACUCAUCACCUGCGUCGUCAUCUUGGGCUUCAUUCUGGUGUUUCUCAUUCGCGAGUGGGUUGUGCAACAGCAGCCCCUAGUCAACCUGGAGCAGAUCAAUAAUGAACAACGGGAGCAUGACCAACUUGUGCAGAGACGGGAUCGCCUUCGUAGGCAGGCGCAAUUGUUAGAGGAGGCACGUGCUAGACUUGCUGCUCUCCAGACGGAGACUGGCACUGAGGAGACCUCCAAUGAUCAUUCUGUGCCAUGGGAGCAGUUGUACGCCAUGGUGGACGCUGCAACUAGUGAGUUUGGCGAAGAUGAGGAGUCACGUAAUCGAUUCGCGAUCAAGGCAACAGAGGUGCUGCGUCAUGUUCUUGCUGCCGAAAAUGCGGGCUCCGACGCCGGCGUUUUGGCUGACAAGGUGUACGAGAAGCUACGCACGCUCUCCGACGACGAGCGAGAGGCAUGGGAAGAAGUGCUGCUUGCUGAGCUCGAGGCUCGAGGUGCGCGAAGGCAGGAUAACGGUGCCCUGGUGGAUGCAGCUCAGAGUGGCUCUCAGGAGCAGCAAGAUGGCGACUGGUCUGACAAUGACAAUGUUCCGCCAUUGGCCGGAAGCUCAACAAGCCAGCGGAGACCGCCGAUGCCUACACGCGCCACCUCUUCAGCUGCAACCCAUAUCAAGCGAAUUCUGGAAGAGUCCAACGGCGAUCCUAUGAGUGUAGCAGGCCCGGCAACGUCGCCGACCGCUUCGCUUCAGCAAUCCUCAGAAAGCGCCAGUCUCGUGAGUGCGCCUUCGUUGAUUGAUGGCAGUCCCAUCGAAGGAAGCUGGAUAUCCUGCAGUCCGCCAAGUAGAAGGCAGUCUACGAAUGAUGUCUCGAUGGCUGCAGCGCCUGCUGCUCCUGAGCUUCAUGAUUAUGCAAUCACGAAUGAGAUCCAGACCGACAAGGAUGUAAUACCGAUCACUAAUGCUGGACCUGAUGCCAAGAUCAAUAUCAAACGCAAGGACAAAGGCAAAGCUCGACUGGUGGUGCCAGAGCCUGCAGAAGCUAAGAAGACAUCCAAGCUCAUCACAACUGAUGAUCUGAAGAAGCGUCUUGCAGAGAAAUUGAACGAGAUUGAGGAUGGAAACUCGCAGUCCGGAGGCCUCCGAAGCUCGAAUGGGGAUGAAGCAGAACAGACUAACGGGCACGCCGAACCGCAGCCUACUAGCUCAAAUGACAAUCCUUUCCACCCGGACGGACCAGAGCCGGAGUCAUCAGUACCAGUAAUAUCAUCAACACACGACAGUGAAAGCGUUCCCCCAAGCACGAGCAUUGACGAGGAUGAGCAAGCGCAAAUUCGCCGCGCUGAGCUCGGACCUGAAGCCGCUGAAGGGACGGAUCAGGCACCUGCACAACAGCUCGCCCAGCCGCAGGUUCACGCUGGUGCACCGCUGACUACAGCACAAUGGCUUGUGAAUUGGUUCUGGGGCGACAUCCAGCCUCAAAAUGCCCCAGAGCCAGUGCCCACGGCUGGCGAAGAACGUAUCGAUGCAAAUGAUCCUGCAGAGGCUCCUUUUGUCCCUGUGCAAGACGGGAUACCUGUUCCUGGUCAGAACAACGAAGUCGAGGCUGAACACGAUCAGCAUGAUGCAGAAGUUGUCCAGGCAGCGCAGCAAGCCGGGCUCGAUGCCGAAGCCGUGGAGGAUGCCGAGGAUCUGGAAGGUAUUCUCGAGCUCAUUGGACUUCAGGGCCCCCUUAUAGGCCUUUUCCAGACUUCAUGCUUCUGCUGCGUUCUGGUCAUCGGUUCAGUGGGGUUGACUGUCGCAAUGCCAUACAUGUGGGGCAAGCUGGUGCUACUCAUCAUCAACAACCCGUUCGAAACCGUGAUCAAAUCACCACUCCGCUUCAUCUCGAUGUGCACGGACUUCCUGGUUGACAUUGCACUUCUCUUGGUUGGGUGGUUUGCUGCCGCAUCUGCUCUUCUGGUGCAAUCCAUAUUUGCGUUCGGAGAGAUUUUGGUGCCGUGGUUGGGCGACUCCGAUCUUACGUCUUGGGUUUAUAAGGUGUCGAAAGCGACUGCUAGCAGUGCCUACCACCGCUUGGCUGGUGCUUUCCCGACCGGUAACGAGUCUGCAGCUGACGCUGGAUUUCAAUGGGCUUGGCUACACAUUUCUGUCGAAGCUCAUGCUACUUUAAGAACAAUCCAGAACGAAGUGAACGGUGUGCUCAAGAUGGUCGGCAAUGCCAUUACCACUGUGGUAGAGACUGUUUCUCCUGGUUCCGCUACACUCGUGUUGCAGAGUGUGUGGGACGCCCUCAAACGCGUUCUGGAGAUGACGGUACAAGUCUGCACCAAUCUCGAAACUGCCAAAGAGUACCUGCUGGCGAUCUGGAAGGCACUCCUUCCAGGGUCCGGUUCUGACAGCGCGGCUCCCUUUGAUCCCUCAUUGGUGUACUGGAACUCCAGCGAUCGAGGGUUGGCUGUCCUUGCCGGAUAUGUUGCCCUCGCAAUGCUCGCCGCCAUUUACGUGGCCAUCGACACCCCAAUAACAAGCACUCCACAACAUCAAAAGAUUGAGAAGAUUGUCAGAGACUCUCUACGCCAAGCUGGUGGGGUCAUGAAAGUGAUUCUGAUCAUCAGUAUCGAGAUGCUGGUCUUCCCUCUCUACUGCGGGCUUCUCCUGGACGUCGCUUUUCUGCCCCUCCAAGACGGCGCCUCACUAGUCACUCGAUGGGCGUAUGCGAAUCAAGCGCCUUACACGUUCUGCUUCAUCCAUUGGUUCGUGGGCACGUGCUACAUGUUCCACUUCGCACUUUUCGUUGGCAUGUGCCGCAAAAUAUUGAGGAAGGGCGUCUUGUGGUUCAUUAGGGACCCCGAUGAUCCAACUUUCCAUCCCGUGCGAGACGUUCUGGAGCGAAGUGUCACCACUCAGCUGCGUAAGAUAGCUUUCAGCGCACUCGUGUAUGGUGCGCUUGUUAUCCUCUGCCUUGGCGGUGUCAUAUGGGGCAUCGGCAGGGUAUUCCAAGGCAUCUUCCCGAUCUACUGGCUCAAAACGGAGCCGUAUGUGGAGUUCGCUCUGGAUUUGGUUUUGUUCACCAGCAUCACGCCGACGAUUUGGAACGUCGCCAAGCCAAGCAAAGUGCUACAUUCCAUGUAUUCUUGGUGGCUGCGACGUUGUGCUCGGGCACUGCGUUUGUCACACUUUCUCUUUGACGAUCGCAAGAAGGACGAGGAAGGUCAACACAUCCGUCGCACGUGGUCGAGCCUGCUCACUCUGAAAACUGCGAGGCUGGACGAAGCAUCGAUGAUUGUCUUGGUUGAUGAGAAUGAUCAAACACCAGACGUCACCUUCGAACGCAACGGCAAGUACGUUCUGACACCAUGCAGCGACCAAUACCGACCACCAAAACCUGGCGAGGCAUUCAUUCACGUGGAAAAUGACGAUGUUUACAUUGCCGACAAAGAUGGCAAGCAGAACGAGCACUUCGGCAAAAUUUACAUUCCCCCUCACUUCCGAGCGCGCAUGACGGUCUUCAUGGUCGGCUUAUGGGUCUUCUCUGCCUUCAUCGGACUGUGCUCGACUCUACUACCACUCUCUUUUGGACGCCAAGUGCUAGCAAUGACUCUACCCGAUGGAGUCGUGUUGAACGACCUCUAUGCGUACACGCUCGGCGCUUACUCCCUCGGAGGCCUCCUCUUCCUCGUCUUAGAAGGCAAGCGAGGCGUAAGAUAUGUGCGCGCGAAAGCUUCAGGAGUCGACUUCCAAGCCUGGAUCGCCGCAACCCAGAAGUUCACCGGCCAAGCGCUACGAUGCUUUUACGUCUACGGCUUCGUCUUCAUCGUCUUACCGCUGGUCUUCGCCAUGCUGCUUCAACUGUACUUCGUCCUACCACUUCACACCUACCUCCACUCAGCUGUACGGAGUUCCACGCCGUCGGUCAAACCUACUGUCGCGGAGUACAGCAUCCACAUCCUCGCCGACUCCGCACUCGGCGUCCUCAUCGGUAGAAUCUUCCUCCGCAGCAUCAUCACAGCACCUACCUCUCUCGCCGCCGAAGCCGUCCGCCGCAUCACAGCAGACGGAUACUUCAACCCUAAAGCCCGCCUCGCGACCCGCUUCGUUAUCGUUCCUGGCACGAUCCUCAUCCUCGCCGUCCUCUUCCUACCACUCAUCAUCGCCUCUUUCUUCCUCGGUCUUGUCACUUUCCUCGGACCGCGUAUGGUCUCCAACUUCGAUGGAAUCUCGGAAGAAGUCGCGAUUGUGAUUUAUCGAUACUCGUACCCUGUUGCAGCGGCUUGGGUGGCGACGCUUUGGGGUGCGGAUCAGAUUGGGAAGGCUACGGGAAGGUGGAGAGCGAGGAUUCGAGAUGAGGUUUAUUUGGUUGGGGAGAGGUUGCAUAAUUUUGGGGAGAGGAAGCCGCCGCCUAUGGGAGGGAUUGCUGUGGGGAGGAAGGGGUAGAAAAGAGGAUGGAAGAGUUGGAGGAUGAUUCUCUUUGUGGGAUUAGCGAUGGCGUUUGUUUGAUGAGCCUUCGUGGUUUUCUCGAUUGGCGAUGUAUAGAUGAGAUGACAAUCUUGGACUGUUUGGAGUCUGCCCUAUCCUGCUCUGUACCUUGUCCUAUGAGGUUUCUUGGAAUUCCCUGCGGGAACGUAUGGAGAUAUAUAAAGCUCUUUCCCUACAAUUCGAUUGGUCCCUAAG